ACCUGCUGUGAGUCCGCAGCAGCAAAGGCACAGCAUACUCAGCAUCAUCAGGUCAGGGCACCAUGGGGAACUGCUGCGAGGCCAUGUGCAAUGUGCGAAAGAACACCAAUGUGCGCGUCAGUCUGCCGGCGGUCUGCUUCGUGUGGCAAAUAGCUAUGAUCAUCCUCUUUGGGGUCUUCAUUCGCUAUGAUGAAGAGUCGGACGCCUCUCGCUGGCAGGACUACAAAGAGGAACACAACUUCACCAGUGACAUUGAAAAUGACUUUUACUACAGAUAUCCUAGUUUCCAGGAUGUCCAUGUGAUGAUCUUUAUCGGAUUUGGUUUCUUGAUGACCUUCCUGAAACGUUACAGCUUCGGAGCCGUGGGCUUCAACUUCCUGAUUGCCGCCUUUGGCCUGCAGUGGGCUCUUCUCAUGCAGGGCUGGUUCCACUCCCUCGACCUCACAACUGGGAAAAUCAGCAUCGGCGUGGAGAGUUUGAUCAAUGCUGACUUCUGCUGUGCCGGCUCUCUGAUUGCCUAUGGUGCCCUGCUGGGUAAAGUCAGCCCUGUCCAGCUGUUGGUUGUCACCUUAUUUGGCGUCACACUCUUUGCUGUGGAGGAAUACAUCAUCCUCGAGCUUCUCCAUUGCAGAGAUGCUGGUGGCUCCAUGGUCAUUCAUGCCUUUGGAGGAUAUUAUGGUCUGGGUAUCUCCUGGGUCCUCUACCGACCAAAACUAGACCAAAGCAAACGCCUGAAUGGCUCUGUGUACCACUCCGAUAUGUUCGCCAUGAUCGGUACCCUGUUCCUGUGGAUGUUCUGGCCCAGUUUCAACUCUGCCAUCACAGACCACGGCGACGGUCAGCACAGAACGGCCAUCAACACUUACAUCGCCCUGGCGUCGUCUGUUCUCACCGCUGUGGCCAUAUCCAGCUUGUCCCAGAAGAGAGGCAAACUGGACAUGGUGCAUAUCCAGAACGCCACCCUGGCUGGUGGCGUUGCUAUGGGAACAGCGGCCGAAUUCAUGAUCAUGCCCUACGGUGCGCUCAUUGUGGGCUUCCUCACUGGCCUCAUUUCAACUUUUGGCUACCUUUAUGUCACGCCCUUCUUGGAAAAGUACCUGAAGCUGCAGGACACAUGUGGCGUCCACAACCUGCACGCUGUACCAGGCAUGCUUGGCGGCUUCACAGGCGCCAUUGUGGCAGCUGCAGCUACUGAAUCUGUAUAUAGCCAGCAUGGGCUGGACGCAACCUUUAAUUUUGAAGGAAAGUUUGCAAACAGGUCUGUGGGCACUCAAGGAGGCUAUCAGGCUGCUGGCACAUGCGUGGCCAUCGCCUUUGGACUCGUUGGAGGAGCACUUGUUGGUCUCAUCCUGAGGAUCCCAAUCUGGGGCGACCCUGCUGAUGAUAACUGCUUCGAUGACGAAGUCUACUGGGAGGUUCCUGAGGAAGAGGAGGGCAUCCCUCCUGUGUUGGAGUACAACAACCACAUGAUUAACAAGCACCAAGACCUCUCUGAGUCCAACUUCACCGUGGAGCAAAGCUAGUCACACAGUGGACCAUGGACUUCACCAAGCACAGUGAACAAAUAGUAGAAAGGACUGACCUGUAAAAUUGCUUCAAACUCUUACGAGGAAAAUGCGUGACAUUUAUUUAGGAUGUAACUUUAAAUAACGACAUGUCAGGUUUAACGUGUGUAAUGAAGGCUGUUUAUGACGUGUAAAAUGAACUAUUUUAAUGUGUUGCAAACACAUAUCAUUGACGAUGACCUGAGAAAAGGUUCAAAACCUUUUAUGUUGUGCUUUUUACUGUUGAGCAUUGUCUAUAAAGUUAUUUGUUAAGAUUAUCAUGUGCACUUUUGAGUUGCAUCUUUUUCCUUGCAAAUGAAGUGAAGGUGUUUGUAUAUACAUGUCACAUUGUUUAUUGCCGUAUGCCUAUUAUUACCCAUGCCUAUUAUUACUUGUGACUUUGACACAGUAUGUGCUCUUUGUAAUAUUGUUGAUGUAUUACUGUUUCUGAUGUACACAGCUUCCAAUCACAUGCAAAUACAGUACUAAUUAAAUCAUCUCACAUUA
This is a messenger RNA of Dunckerocampus dactyliophorus (ringed pipefish), 2051 nucleotides long. RefSeq names its product ammonium transporter Rh type C. The record is from RefSeq and is a predicted model, not a curated record. Gene Ontology annotation, cellular component: plasma membrane. The transcript has 11 exons. Gene Ontology annotation, biological process: ammonium homeostasis; ammonium transmembrane transport. NCBI's taxonomy places the organism in Eukaryota, Metazoa, Chordata, Actinopteri, Syngnathiformes, Syngnathidae. The coding region runs from base 63 to 1523 and encodes 486 amino acids. Gene Ontology annotation, molecular function: ammonium channel activity.